AUGGCGAUCGAGACCAACGACUCAGCCAAACCGGCCAAGCAAAAUGGCAAAGAAGAAGUCAAGUACGAGCCUGUAGGCACCAUCUGUGACUUCCGUAACCUAUAUCAGACCAAGCCCGAUGAGGAUGGAAAUCGAUCAUGGACGCGAGACCUCCCAUCAGACCUGCCCGAGCCUGCCGAGGAUGGCGAUUCUGCACAAUAUGCCCUUCUGGUCCGUAAGGAAAAGUGUUUCGACGGCCGAAAGAGCCUAUCUGUUCAUUCCAUCGUUGUGCAAAGCGAGCACCUGAAAGGCUUCCUGGGCAAGGUCCUAGUCAACUACCCCGGAGUCACCACAACGCUUGAUCGUCUGGAGUUCACAGCGCCCUUCAAACCCUUCGUGCACCGAUGGGAAGACAUGAUCCGACUGCGCGACGAAGAGCAAGAUCCCACCACCAAGACACACGUGGAUCUAUUCUACCGCAUCAUGGACGAGGAGCUACGAGACGUGAUCGAUUGUAAAAAGGAUCUCGUCGCCAACGGGGUCAUCACAUACCCGCUGGCUUGGACAAUCAUGGAGCCUCACGACGUGGUCAUUUCCUCGGCUGGGGGACUGCUCCGCGGACAUCGGUUCGAUAGUAUGCAUCUCACCAAGUGCGGGUGGUGUCUCUAUGCCGACCAUGUCGAGUUCGACGGGAGUCGCUUCGGGUACACUUCGGAGAGAUUCGGCAUCCCAACUUUCACAGGCACUGUCCCCAUUACGUCUUUGCCUGUGUACCCGUUGAAGUAUCACCCGGAUAGUGAUUCCAUUCGACAGAUCCUGUCUGCGCGUGGAAAGCGAUGGGAAGAGCAUAAAGGGUAUCACUUCAAGUCUUACGAUGGUUCCGCGAUCAGCAGAGACUACCAUGAAGAUGACGAGAAUGCGAGAGAUACCAAGUACCACGUGAAGGGGCGUAUUAUCAUCGAUGCCGACGCCUACAAUAUCUUCCACCCGAACGGCACGAUCAGCGUGGAUAACCACAUCGACGAAGAUGAAUUAACCGAUACCCAUUUCCUGAUGGCUUCUCCAUUGGUCUAUGGAUACUCCCUCAAAGAUAAAGAGUGGUUGAUUUUCUACCUGGAAAGCUCACAUGAGAUCAAAUGGGACGAGCGCGCAUUUGAAUCCCUGGUCCUUCCGAAAGAGCAGGAGGGACUCAAGGAGGUUAUUCUGGGCGUUGCGAAGGCCCAUUCUAAGCGACUGGAUUCAUUUGAUGAUGUGGUCCAGGGCAAGGGUCGCGGUGUCAUUAUGCAACUCGCCGGUCCUCCCGGUGUCGGCAAAACACUGACUGCAGAGAGUGUGGCUGAAGUCAUGAAAGUUCCUCUGUAUGUGAUGAGCGCCGGCGACCUCGGGAUGGAAGCUAGCAGUGUUGAGAGGAGCCUGAAGCAGAUCCUCAAGGCAGUCCCUCGGUGGGGUGCUGUUCUUUUGCUCGAUGAAGCAGAUGUCUUUAUGGAAGCUCGUGAUGCCACUGAUCUUGCUCGCAAUGAGCUGGUGUCGAUCUUCCUGAGAAUGCUGGAAUACUAUGAGGGAAUCCUCUUCUUGACCACCAACCGGGCGCAGAAUAUCGAUCCAGCCUUUGAGUCUCGGAUUCACAUUUCCUUGAAUUACCAGGAGCUUGAUAUCGUUUCCCGCCGUCAUAUCUGGAGUCAGUUCCUCUGCGGCUCCAGUAAUAGCUUCACGGAUGAGCAACUUGACCAGAUGGCAGAGGUGCCACUGAAUGGUCGGCAGAUCAAGAAUGUCAUCAAAACUGCCGGUCUGUUGGCGUGGUCGAAGGAGGUGGACCUUGGGUACGAGCACCUGAAAACCGUGCUGGCUUUGCGGGAUCAGUAG
Penicillium olsonii is the source of this 1842-nucleotide messenger RNA. NCBI's taxonomy places the organism in Eukaryota, Fungi, Ascomycota, Eurotiomycetes, Eurotiales, Aspergillaceae. The record is from the annotation of a GenBank genome assembly.